Messenger RNA from Temnothorax curvispinosus, 2077 nucleotides. RefSeq lists its product as uncharacterized. Gene Ontology annotation, cellular component: extrinsic component of mitochondrial inner membrane. The record is from RefSeq and is a predicted model, not a curated record. NCBI's taxonomy places the organism in Eukaryota, Metazoa, Arthropoda, Insecta, Hymenoptera, Formicidae. Bases 215 to 1705 code for a protein of 496 amino acids. The transcript is spliced from 2 exons.
CAGUGCCUUGAACGGUCGAGGUGUCUGGUCUUCGACCAAAUCAAAUCGUGACGUUAAGUCGCUUCUCUAAGUUACGAGGGAAUUUCAAAAUCAAGAUAAUCUCGAUAAUAGUGGUAUCAUUAUUAACGCAACGCUCUUUACGUUGUACAUAACAUUUUUUAAGUAUUGAAUAAUCGUUGUUUCUGAAGAGUGAAGAAUCUUCGAAGUUCUGACAAUGGGUCGAAGAAAAAAGAAUUUGAAAAGAAUCGUCACUCAGAAAAUUUGCAAGAGUGAGGUGACAGAAAAUUCGAAUUCCGUCGAAAAAGAAGCAAUAAAGCAAAGUAAAGAAAAUCUUUUUAUUGCCGAAGCUAUCGACGUUUAUUCACGCUUGAAAUUGCCACUCGUGCAUUCGAUGCAGCAUCGUUCGUCGGACGACAGCGACGAAGAGGACACUAUCGAGCUGAACUUCUGGCCGCGUUUUGUUUUCGUGUCGAACCUAUGUCCGAUCUGCAUAGAACGAGCGGAGGAGAUCUGCGGAUUUUGCGGCAUGGUGUCUUACUGCACCGUCAAACAUAUGAAGCAAGACCGGCCGAAGCAUCGCGACCUGUGUAAAGUUCUCACUGAAAUCUGCACGAUCGGAGGUGGUUUGUCGUCACUGUCGGAACUCAGCGCGGAUGAUUAUCGCGUUUAUCGGCUGAAAUUGAUCGAAAUAGUACAGUAUAGCUUGGACAGGCCUCUCCAGCUCUGGGAAAAGGAGAUCCUUCUUUAUCCUCGCGUUUGUUGCAGCUGUCGUCGCUUCUCGACGACUUUGAAAUGCUGUCCGACUUGCGGAAUCGGCUUAUUCUGCGAGAAUCAUGACGGCGGACACGAAGAGUGGUGCCGUGAGUUUCAGGUGUUUCGCAGGGUACUGUUCAUGCAGCACAAAGCCGGUCACGUUGAUCCCGAGAUUCCGGAUACCUUCCAGAAAGAACCGUUUUAUCUGCCGGAUAAUUUUGAUUUGUUAAUGUCACAGCUUUACGAUCACUCGACAUAUUAUUGCGAUAUGGAUUGCUACACGUAUUGCAGUCUCUCUCAUAUAUCAACCAUUCCAUUGACGGCUUUGUAUUCCAUGCAAAUUUCUUGCCUGAAUUGGAAGACUAUCGAUACUUUCGUGGUCCACGUGAUAGGUGCCGAGUUUCAAUUCGAGUGUAUAAAUCUGCAUGUGUGGGAAAAACUCUUUCUGCAUCUCCUUCCGAAUUUAAAGCUUCUCAAAUUGAUGUUCAUCGGUCCGGAACUGAGUUUGCCGGCGGUGCCGUUAGACUUGUUGACCGCUGUGAAGAUCUGUUCGACUUGCAAAUCGUCCGGUCGACGAGUAAACGUUUCGUUCCAUCCUGAAAAAGUCUAUCACGAUUUCUGUCGUUCCAAACAGUUCGUAGAACCGCACCUCGUGUGCCUCUUUAACCCGGGUCUUUAUCGCGAAACUGGUUUUGAAGGUAAGGACACGUGGCCGGAGACGAUACGAGAAUUCUGUAAAACGAAAGUCCCCGUUUGCGUGACGUCUUAUACGAAACAAGAAAUUCCUCGAGAGAUGAUCAGGAUAAAAUCAAUCGCUGAUGUAGAGACAAUUUUGGAGCCACGAAGAAAUCCAUUCGCUUCGAUCAAACCCGACAGAAAUUUUGUCAGUGACGAUACGGCGCCACUUAUUUAUAAAAAUUAUUAUCUCGCUAUUGUUAGAGGAAAAUUAUAAGCUAGGUUGAAAGGGAUAUUUUUCUUAAAGUUAUUUUAUACUUAAUUCCGUACGAAUACUUUCCUAGAAUAUUUUACAUUUGCUUUAAUAUCUCUUUUAAUUUCUAGUACUAUACUUCUAUUUUAUAUGCAAAUGUAUGUGAAAUUCAUAAAGAGAUUCUAUGUAUAAUAUGAUAACCACAUAAAAUUUGAUAACUCGCCAAAUACUUUUUGUUAUCAUAGUUGUCCUUAUUCCGAAUUGGAUCAAAUGUGUACUUAAUCUAUUAAGUGAUUUAUUGUCUCGCUCAUGUAUUAUUUAUGUAUUUAAAUAAUUAUAAUGACGUAAACUUUACAAACAAUGUAACGAGAAACUUUAUUUCAUCCAUAAUCAUAU